This is a messenger RNA of Euleptes europaea (tarantolino), 1344 nucleotides long. It is a transcript of the gene FOXA2, whose product is annotated as forkhead box A2. Gene Ontology annotation, molecular function: transcription factor binding; protein domain specific binding; RNA polymerase II cis-regulatory region sequence-specific DNA binding. The coding region runs from base 10 to 1344 and encodes 444 amino acids. Gene Ontology annotation, biological process: anatomical structure morphogenesis; cell differentiation; regulation of transcription by RNA polymerase II. The transcript is spliced from 2 exons. NCBI's taxonomy places the organism in Eukaryota, Metazoa, Chordata, Lepidosauria, Squamata, Sphaerodactylidae. The record is from RefSeq and is a predicted model, not a curated record.
GCUUCCAGUAUGCUGGGAGUCGUGAAAAUGGAAGGACACGAACACGCGGAGUGGAGCAACUACUAUGGCGAGCCGGAGGGCUACCCGUCCAUGAACGCCGGCCUGGGCAUGAACAGCUACAUGGGCAUGGCCGGCAUGGGCCCGGCGGGCAACAUGGCCACGGUGGCGCCGGGCGGCUCCAUGGGCAUGCCCUACUCGGCCGGCCCGGCGGGCAUGAGCCUCUCGCCGGGCGCCGGGGCCAUGGCCGGCAUGGCGGCCCACCUCAGCCCCAGCCUGAGCCCGCUGGGGGGCCAGGCGGGCGCCAUGGGGGGCGCGCUGGGCGCCUACUCGGCCCUGAGCCCCGUGGGGGGCGGCGGCGGCGGCGGCGCCUACGGGCCGGCGGCGGCGCUGGGCCGCUCGCGGGACGCCAAGAGCUACCGGCGCAGCUACACGCACGCCAAGCCGCCCUACUCGUACAUCUCGCUCAUCACCAUGGCCAUCCAGCAGUCGCCCAACAAGAUGCUGACGCUCAGCGAGAUCUACCAGUGGAUCAUGGACCUCUUCCCCUUCUACCGGCAGAACCAGCAGCGCUGGCAGAACUCCAUCCGCCACUCGCUCUCCUUCAACGACUGCUUCCUCAAGGUGCCCCGCUCGCCCGACAAGCCCGGCAAGGGCUCCUUCUGGACGCUGCACCCCGACUCGGGCAACAUGUUCGAGAACGGCUGCUACCUGCGCCGCCAGAAGCGCUUCAAGUGCGACAAGCCGCCCGGGCCCAAGCCCCCGCCGCCCCCGCCGCCCGGCGCCUCGCCCGCCGCCCCGUCGGGCCAGGGCAAGAAGGCGCCCCCCGCCCAGCAGCAGCAGCCCCCGCCGCCCCCCGAGCGCGACCUGCCCAACGGCCGCGCCGAGUCGCCCCACGCCGGCGCCUCGCCCUGCCGCGAGCACAAGCGCGCCCUGGCCGACCUGAAGGGCCCCCCCGAGCCCGCCCCCUCGCCGGCCCAGCAGCAGCAGCAGCACCUGCUGGCCCAGCACCACCACGCCCACGCCGGACUGGCCCACGAGGCCCACCUCAAGGCCGAGCACCACUACGCCUUCAACCACCCCUUCUCCAUCACCAACCUGAUGUCCUCCCCGGAGCAGCACCCGCAGCACCACCCCCACGCCCACGCCCACCCGCACGCCCACCCCCACCACAAAAUGGACCUCAAGGCCUACGAGCAGGUGAUGCACUACGCCGGCGGCGGCUACGGCUCCCCCGUGCCCGGCGGCCUGGCCAUGGGCUCGGUGACGAACAAAGGCGCCCUCGAGGCCGGAGACCCGUCCUAUUACCAAGGGGUCUACUCGCGGCCCAUCAUGAACUCCUCCUAG